GAAAAGGAGCCGACCCAAUGCCAAGCGGGAACGAGCGGGGCUGUUGAUGGCGUUUCGGUAUCGAAGCUGAGAGAAAAUUGCAGCUGUCGUUUUUUUUAAUGUAUAUUUAGCUAGCUUGCCUGCUAGCUGAACGAGGAGCAACUGAGGACUGAACAUGCCGCGGGAAAUCAUAACGCUUCAGCUCGGACAGUGUGGAAAUCAAAUCGGCUUCGAGUUUUGGAAGCAGCUGUGUGCAGAGCAUGGAAUCAGCCCGGAGGGUAUCGUGGAGGAGUUUGCAACGGAAGGGACGGACAGGAAGGAUGUGUUCUUCUAUCAGGCUGAUGACGAACACUACAUCCCCCGUGCUGUUCUCCUGGACCUGGAACCCCGCGUGAUCCAUUCAAUCCUCAACUCCCCGUACGCUAACCUGUACAAUCCAGAGAACAUCUACCUGUCUGAGCACGGUGGGGGUGCUGGGAACAACUGGGCCAGUGGAUAUUCACAGGGCAAAAAAAUCCAAGAAGACAUCUUUGAUAUCAUUGACCGAGAGGCGGAUGGUAGCGACAGUCUGGAGGGAUUCGUCCUCUGUCACUCGAUUGCCGGGGGAACCGGAUCAGGACUGGGCUCCUACCUGCUGGAGAGGCUCAACGACAGGUACCCGAAGAAGCUGGUACAGACCUACUCUGUUUUCCCGAACCAGGAUGAGAUGAGCGACGUGGUCGUUCAGCCGUACAACUCGCUGCUCACGCUAAAGAGGCUUACCCAGAACGCAGACUGCGUGGUUGUGCUGGAUAACACCGCUCUGAAUCGCAUUGCCACAGACAGGCUGCACAUCCAGAACCCCUCCUUUUCCCAGAUUAAUCAGCUGGUUUCCACGAUCAUGUCUGCCAGCACGACUACGCUGCGCUACCCAGGCUACAUGAACAACGACCUCAUUGGCCUGAUCGCCUCACUCAUUCCCACUCCCCGUCUCCACUUCCUCAUGACCGGUUACACGCCCCUGACCACUGACCAGUCGGUCGCUAGUGUGAGGAAGACGACCGUGCUGGACGUGAUGAGGAGGCUAUUGCAACCCAAGAACGUGAUGGUUUCUACGGGGAGAGAGAGGCAGCCCAGUCACUGCUACAUCGCUAUCCUCAACAUCAUCCAGGGAGAGGUGGACCCCACGCAGGUGCAUAAAAGCCUCCAAAGGAUCCGGGAGCGUAAACUUGCCAAUUUCAUCCCCUGGGGUCCUGCCAGCAUCCAGGUGGCUUUGUCCAGGAGGUCCCCGUACCUGGCGUCAGCCCACAGAGUGAGCGGCUUGAUGAUGGCCAACCACACAAGCAUCUCUUCUCUCUUCGAGCGGACGUGCAGGCAGUACGACAAACUACGAAAGCGCGAGGCCUUCCUGGAACAGUUUCGUAAAGAGGACAUUUUCAAGGAGAACUUUGACGAGCUGGACAACUCGCGCGAAGUGGUGCAGCAGCUGGUGGACGAGUACACGGCAGCGACGCGGCCCGACUACAUCUCCUGGGGCACGCAGGAGCAGUGACCCUUUUCAUUUCACUGGCUAUAGCUGCUGUUCUGGUAAUUAUUUAUUAGCAGGUUAUAGCAUGUUAUAAUAGGAUAGGCGGAGAAGAGACAGAGUCAUAUUAAUACCAACUCAUAUUAACCAAAGUGUUUCCUGGACAGCCAUAUUCUAGAGGAUCAUAACCCUAGUUGAUAUAAAAGUUCACCUAAUUAAUUGUUCAUUGCAAGUUUUAUGGGUUUGUUUUCUGAACUUCACCUCCUGCAGCUUCUUUCUUUCACCAACGUUGACCGGUUGCCUUGUUUUUCUCUAUUUUUAUACAGAGUUCAGUAGUUUUGUUGGAUUUACAGUAGUGUUUCUACCUGCCUAGGCUGGUAGGUAAUGUAGGAUUUGUUUUAGUUUUACUUCCACAGGUGAAUUGUACCAUCUGUCUUGCUGCUGACUCACAACGCCCAUGUCUUCACCGUUCAUGACCAACAAGAAUGUCGAGCCGUACUCUGACCCGGUGGUAACGUCAUUGUCAUUUGAACAGCUUUCGUCUUCUAAAGUAACAGCCUGUAAAUAUGCUUUAAAAAGUCUGAAAUGUAUUGCUCCUUAUUACUGUUUGUUGGACCUGUAAGAUGAAUAAACGUGUUUUCUAUCAUUGCA
Molecule: messenger RNA, 2134 nt
Organism: Fundulus heteroclitus (mummichog)
Lineage: Eukaryota; Metazoa; Chordata; Actinopteri; Cyprinodontiformes; Fundulidae
Gene: tubg1
Product: tubulin, gamma 1
Exons: 11
Coding region: 155-1510 (451 amino acids)
Biological process (GO): cytoplasmic microtubule organization; mitotic sister chromatid segregation; mitotic spindle organization
Cellular component (GO): spindle; microtubule; cytoplasm
Molecular function (GO): GTP binding; structural constituent of cytoskeleton
Source: RefSeq, a predicted model, not a curated record